Molecule: messenger RNA, 456 nt
Organism: Brassica rapa (field mustard)
Lineage: Eukaryota; Viridiplantae; Streptophyta; Magnoliopsida; Brassicales; Brassicaceae
Product: DNA-binding protein HEXBP-like
Molecular function (GO): nucleic acid binding; zinc ion binding
Source: RefSeq, a predicted model, not a curated record
AUGGCUAUGGUGGAGACUAACUUCGCUGAAGAGGCCAAGCUGAAGUCUAGGGGCCACACGGCUUCUAGUGGAUCCGGAAGCGACCGGAAGAGAAAGAGGGACACGGCCAAAGGGGGCAAGGCCUCAUGUGAUAGGCUGGAGUGUUCUUCAUGUAGAAGGCAUCACGGUGGAGAGUGUUGGAAGGCAAAGGGGGCUUGCACCCGUUGUGGCAAUAUGGGCCACUUUGCUCGAGACUGUCCUGGACGGUCAGAGAACCGUGGACAGGGCUUGGGGAGUGACCCCAGAAGCUGUCAUUACUGCAGCAAGACGGGACACCUACGCUGGGAAUGUCCCAAUAUGCAAGCUGAGGCUAAAGAACGUGGGGAGGACAGCAAGCCAAGCCAGACCCGAGGUCAGACCUCAGCACCGCGUGUGUAUGAACUGACCAAGGACGCAGCAGAGGCUGGACCAUCACUG